Messenger RNA from Nothobranchius furzeri (turquoise killifish), 3733 nucleotides. It is a transcript of the gene ints3, whose product is annotated as integrator complex subunit 3. The record is from RefSeq and is a predicted model, not a curated record. Lineage: Eukaryota; Metazoa; Chordata; Actinopteri; Cyprinodontiformes; Nothobranchiidae. Gene Ontology annotation, cellular component: cytoplasm.
UCGUUCGGUGCGGAUGUCCGUUAUGUUACUGUGGUCGGACGGUGUCAAGGAGCAGCAGUCAUAGUUCAACCUUUCUUAAAAUAAGUUUUAAAAACACAUAUUAAUUGGCCGAAGUGAUUCAGAGCAAAGUUCUUACCCGGAUCACAGCCCCGGACUCUCCAUUACACCGAUACAAACACCUAUAACGCCCGUGCACCGGUUGUCCCAGCACUUCACAGCUCCGCGGGGCCCGGCGAGGCGCGGCGGGAGCAGAUGGAGCCUGCACCGGCGAAAGCGAAGCCACAGGGCCGGCUCCUGGUGUCCACCCCUCUGGAUGCCAAAGACGAGUUGGAGGAGCGAUUGGAGCGAUGUGUCGCAAUUGUCCAGGCAAUAACCAAUGGGCUCUCAGAAAGAGAAGCUAACGAUGCACUCACUGCCAACGUUUGUAAAGGUCAGCAGCAGCAUGAGGAGGUAUGCCUUGGUUUGUUCAUGCUGGUCCUCACGGAACCAACCCAGGCCCAGAGGUGUUACAGAGAUCUGGCGCUGGUUAACAGAGAUGGGAUGAACAUAGUCCUGGUGAAAAUCAACCAGAUAUUGAUGGAGAAGUUCCUCAAACUGCAGGACGUUCCAAGGACACAACUGGUGUGGGUGGUCAGAGAACUUGUUAAGAGUGGAGUUAUUGGAGCCGACGGUGUUAUCAUGACGCUUUUGAAACAGAUCGCAGGUGGAGAUAUCUCCGCAAAGAACCUAUGGUUGGCUGAGAGUGUCCUGGACAUCCUGUUUGAGCAAAAGGAGUGGGUGUCAAAGAGUGGGAUGCUAAUAGCGAUGUCGGUCUACACUUACCUCCGACUUAUUGUUGACCAUGGAACCCCAAACCUGUUGCCUCUGCGCCAAAAAGAAGUCGAUUUCUGCAUCGGCAUGCUGAGAGAAAAGUUCAUGGAGUGCCUGAUCAUUGGAAGAGAUCUGGUUCGCCUGCUGCAGAACGUUGCUCGAAUCCCAGAGAUGGAGCUGCUAUGGAGAGAUUUGUUGCACAACCCACAAGUUCUUAGUCCUCAGUUCACCGGUAUCCUCCAGCUUCUGACAGCUCGGACGUCUCGGAAGUUUCUGGCCUGUCGCCUCACUCCAGACAUGGAGACUAAGCUGCUAUUCAUGACCUCCAGGGUACGGUUUGGGCAGCAGAAGCGGUAUCAGGACUGGUUUCAGAGGCAGUACCUGUCCAUGGCGGAGAGCCAGUCGCUGCGCUGCGAUCUGAUCCGGUACAUCUGUGGGGUUGUCCAUCCAUCCAAUGAGGUGCUGAGCUCUGAUAUCCUGCCACGCUGGGCUAUCAUUGGGUGGCUGCUGACCACCUGCACGUCAAAUGUAGCAGCCUCCAAUGCCAAGCUGGCUCUCUUUUACGACUGGCUUUUCUUCAACCCAGAAAAAGACAGCAUCAUGAAUAUAGAGCCUGCCAUCCUGGUGAUGCAUCACUCUAUGAAACCUCAUCCUGCCAUCACGGCCACACUGCUGGACUUCAUGUGCAGGAUCAUCCCUAACUUUUUCCCCCCACUUGAGUCUCAGGUUCGUCAGGGAGUCUUUAAUUCACUCAACUUCAUUAUGGAGAAGCGGGUGCUGGCUCACCUCGCUCCGUUAUUUGAUAAUCCCAAACUGGACCGGGAGCUUCGAUCGAUGCUCAGGGAAAGAUUCCCAGAAUUCUGCAGUCCACCAUCUCCUCCCACUGAAGUUAAGCUGGAAGAGACUGUUUCCAUGGAGAUGGACAACCAUGUUCUGGACAAGGAGGAGAGUUGCUAUGACAACACAGAAGCUGCUUUCAGUGAUGACGAGGAGGAAGUCAACAACAAAGGAAAGAAGAGAGAGUUCAGGUUUCAUCCAAUCAAAGAGGCUGUGAUGGAGGAGCCUGCUGACAUCACGCCCUGGUUAGACCAACUAGACGACACUAUGAAGGAGAAGGUGCAGCAAAUUCAGAAGACCAGUGACACAGAAACUCAGUGUGAGGUGAUGCAGGAGAUUGUGGAUCUUAUCCUGGAGGAGGACUUCGAUACAGAGCAGAUGUCAGCACUAGCUUCCUGUCUGGCUGAACUGUUUAAAGAUCAUUUCAGAGGGGAGGUCCUCCCGGAGGAGAUCACUGAGGAAUCUCUGGAGGAGUCUGUGAGCAAACCCGUCUGCCUGAUCUUCAGGAACCUGGCCACCAUGCAGGAGGACAACAGCGGGUUUUCAGUGCUGCUGGACAUGUUGGCAGAACUUUACCAGAAGCAGCCAAAGAUCGGUUACCACCUGCUGUAUUACCUGAAAGCCAGUAAAGCGGCAAACGGGAAGAUGAUGCUCUACGAGUCAUUUGCUCAGGCGACAGCUCUGGGCGAUCUGCACACCUGUCUGAUGAUGGACAUGAAGGCCUGUCAGGAAGAUGACGUUCGGCUUCUCUGCUACCUCACACCCUCUAUUUACUCUGAGUUUCCAGAUGAAACGCUGCGAAGCGGCGAGCUGCUCAACAUGAUUGUAGCUGUUAUUGACCCCAUGCAGUUACAGGAGCUGAUGUGCCACGUGAUGGUGGGGAGCCUGGUGAUGUUUCGGAAAGACUCUGUUCUCAACAUCCUCAUUCAGUCUCUGGAAUGGGAGACGUUUGAGCAGUACAGCACUUGGCAGCUGUUCCUGGCCCACAGUAUCCCACUGGAAACCAUCAUCCCCAUCCUGCAGCACCUCAAAUAUAAAGAACACCCAGAGGCCUUGUCCUGUCUGCUACUGCAGCUCCGCAGAGAAAAACCAAGUGAGGAAAUGGUGAAGAUGAUCCUGAGUCGGCCCUGUCACCCCGAGGACCAGUUCACCACCAGCAUCCUCAGAAACUGGGCGUCAAAAUAUGACGACACACUGGGAGAGCACAUCAAGGCCCAGCUGAUCAAGAACAACAACCAGCCCCGAAAGAGACAAAGCCUUCGUAGUUCCAGCAGUAAACUGGCUCAGCUGACCUUGGAGCAGAUCUUAGAGCACUUGGACAACCUGAGAUUAAGUCUCAGCAACACAAAGAACAACUUCUUCACUCAGACUCCAAUCCUUCAGGCUCUGCAGCACGUUCAGGCCAGCUGUGAUGAAGCUCAUAAGAUGAGGUUCAGUGACUUGUUUGCUCUUGCAGAGGAGUAUGAGGACUCUCAAUCAAAACCACCAAAGUCUCGGCGGAAAGCUCCAGCUUCAUCGCCUCGCUCUCGAAAAGGAGUGGCUCCACCCACCAACAACGAGGAGGAGAGUGGAUCCAGCUCUGCCUCGGAGGAAGAAGACUCGAAGCCCAAAGCUCCUAAGAGGAAGCGGAAAGGCUCGUCAGCGGUUGGUUCUGACAGCGAAUGAUGGAUCCUUGGACCAGUCACGCAUACGCCAACAGAGGCCGCCAGCCGACCAGUCGCUCAACCACUGGAGGAAGCCCCAAGACGGGGUGUAGAGAGACAAUGCAGACUUUUGCAUGACAAGACUGAUUCUGUUUCCAUGGAGACAAAGACCAACUGCAGGCUGGCUGUUCUCCCUUGAUGCCCUCGGAGGAGACACCACAAACUCUUGAACUAAAUGGACUGAUUUUAACAGCAACAUUAAUGAGCGUGACCCUUGCUCCUUUUUUUUACUGGAGGGUGGCACGGACUCUUCAUUUGGAGCAAACUGACUUUCUGCUGUUUUUAGCAGCUCCUGCCUGUUUGUUUCACUGCAGUAAAAAAGCUACUCAUCCGUUGUUAAGUCAUGUCAGAUGAAUUCUUCAUAAAAAAACAAACUGAUGGUU